Molecule: messenger RNA, 1080 nt
Organism: Colletotrichum spaethianum
Lineage: Eukaryota; Fungi; Ascomycota; Sordariomycetes; Glomerellales; Glomerellaceae
Product: 3'(2'),5'-bisphosphate nucleotidase
Exons: 1
Coding region: 1-1080 (359 amino acids)
Biological process (GO): sulfate assimilation
Molecular function (GO): 3'(2'),5'-bisphosphate nucleotidase activity
Source: RefSeq, a predicted model, not a curated record
AUGGACGGACCCUACGCUCGAGAGUUGGCCACUGCCAUCGCUGCCAUUCAGCACGCUGCUAGACUCAGCCGACGCGUACUCGUCGCCUCUGACAAAGGCGUCGUAACCAAAGAGGACCUGAGCCCAGUCACCGUUGCCGACUUUGCUAUCCAGGCGCUGCUGACCAGCACACUGCAUGCCGCUUUCCCCGACGACAAGUUCGUGGGCGAAGAGUCUGCGGCAGACCUCAGAGAAAACCCCAAGCUUUGCGAAUCAGUGUGGGCGCUUCUGCAGCAGGUCGCAAGCGAAAAGGAAGAAGAUUCACUAUGCAAGCUGCCGGCGUCGCCAGAGGAGAUGUGCGAUAUGAUUGACUGGUGCGGUCUUGGCGAGCCUUCACCAACUGGUCGGUUCUGGGUCUUUGACCCGAUCGACGGAACCAAAACCUUCGUCAGGGGCGAGCUUUAUGCCAUCAAUGUUUGUCUCAUGGAGGAUGGAAAGCAGAGCGUGGGCAUCGUUGGCUUGCCGUUGUUGUCGGCGGAUGCUAAAGCGCCAAUCAACAACGACUCCAUCGACCCCACUGGCACGGGCAGUAUCAUGUUCGCUGUCAGGUCCCACGGCACCUUCAUCCGGCCGCUACCCGGCCCGAUCGAUCUGCAGCCGACAAAGAUCCCCCGUCACGCCGAUGUCGCCACGCAGACCCUGGUUUCGGUAACUUGCAUCGAGGGCUCCGAGUCCGGGGCCCCUGGGAUUCACCAAAAAGUUGCUGAGCGUCUCGGCGUUGCGUACCCGGGCAAUGACUUGCUCGGCUGGGUCCUGCGUUGGACUGUGCUGGGUCUGGGUCAGGCAAACUGUACGUUCUGGGCGUACAGACGGCGGGACCGCCUGGCGAAGAUCUGGGAUCACGCGGGCGCCAUGUUGUUAUUUGAGGAAGUCGGCGGUAAGGUCACCGAUGUUGACGGAAACCCAGUGAACUUGACGGCGGGGCGGAAAAUGGUGGCUAAUUAUGGAUUCAUCGCUGCACCGCCAUCAGUUCAUGCCCGGGUGUUGGAGGCUGUGAGGGAGACGUUGAAGGAAGAUGGCUUGCACGAGCUUUUGGGCUAG